Molecule: messenger RNA, 1184 nt
Organism: Hordeum vulgare subsp. vulgare (domesticated barley)
Lineage: Eukaryota; Viridiplantae; Streptophyta; Magnoliopsida; Poales; Poaceae
Product: HVA22-like protein a
Exons: 6
Coding region: 240-824 (194 amino acids)
Source: RefSeq, a predicted model, not a curated record
GAAGAAAGAGUAUCUGGCGCAAAGAAAAGAAAACUAGGGCGAGAGAGUAAUAAACUAGAGAAAAGACGAGUGAAAAGGAAAGCGCGUGUACCAAACACCAACGGCUCGCAAAGGAGGAGAAUCUGCUCCCAUUACUGAGCUGUGCGCACGCCCUGACGGCGCCGCACUAGACUAGAGUAGGUGCUGCUGCGGAACCAGGAGGGGAGAGCGAGUGGAGGAGAGGAGGGUGCGGGAGAGAGAUGGGGUCCGGAUCUUUCCUCAAGGUGCUGGCCAAGAACUUCGACGUCCUCGCCGGGCCACUGGUUUCGCUUGCUUAUCCUCUAUAUGCCUCUGUGAGAGCAAUUGAAACAAAAUCUCAAGUAGAUGAUCAGCAAUGGCUUACUUACUGGGUGCUGUACUCGUUUAUCACUUUGUUUGAGCUCACUUUUGCUCCGAUACUUGAAUGGCUUCCAUUCUGGCCCUAUGGAAAACUGUUCUUCAACUGCUGGCUAGUCUUUCCUUGCUUCAAUGGUGCUGCUUAUGUUUACGAGCAUUUUGCGCGGCCAAUGUUUGUGAAUCGCCAAAUAGUCAACAUCUGGUACGUCCCAAGGAAGGAUAAGUUGAGUAAACCUGAUGAUGUACUCUCAGCCGCAGAGAAAUAUAUUGAACUAAAUGGACCAGAAGCAUUUGAGAAGCUAAUCAGCAAGUCUACAAGUACAAAGCCUUCAAAGUUUAGGAGCACGAGGCGGUCGAUCUUGCAGGGGGCGGAAGCUGAAAAGAUGGGCAAGGCUGAGAGAGAUUCAUGGGGUGAAAAUCCAUUCUAUGAUAAAAACUACCGACACUAAAUCAGCCAUCUUAGAUUCUGCUUGAUGAAGAGCUUUCCACGCACGAUGCUUGAGGACUGCAUGACGCAUCUACCAAAUCGUCAUUGGUACCAGAACAACUAUGCGACGGUUGAAUUCUUGUAAAUAGGUGCCAGCGUUGACAUGUUCCCAGAUGAUGUAAUGUUGUCUUGCAUAUUAGUAACAGAUUUGGCUAGGCCAACUUAUCAUGUGGCUUUACUAGACGUCGCCUGCUUCGAACAUAGCGAUUUCCUGUGUGCGGGGUAAUUGUGCGUUUUAAUUUAAACAUUCUGAAGAUUUUUCUAGAAUUAAGAACUUCAAAUGGACGUUUAUGAUGUCAAGCAAUUCCAGCUUUGAUCAAAA